This is a messenger RNA of Hordeum vulgare subsp. vulgare (domesticated barley), 833 nucleotides long. RefSeq names its product acyl-coenzyme A thioesterase 13-like. NCBI's taxonomy places the organism in Eukaryota, Viridiplantae, Streptophyta, Magnoliopsida, Poales, Poaceae. The transcript has 3 exons. The record is from RefSeq and is a predicted model, not a curated record. Bases 137 to 658 code for a protein of 173 amino acids. Gene Ontology annotation, molecular function: fatty acyl-CoA hydrolase activity.
CUUCAUCAACGCUGUUAAUUAAGUAAGAACUCUUAGCUCCUACGGGUACAACAAGGCAAGCUCUAGGUGCCUAAUGGUGUACUAGUUAGGAAGCGUCCAACCAAACCAAGCACACACGCAACACACAGUCACGCACAUGGGCGAAGGGACGGCCGAGGCGCUGCGGCUCCGGCUGGCCGCCGUCGCGAGGAAGUGGCUGGAGGACCCGCGCGCGGACUACGCCGGCAACAUCACCGACGCGGCCAGCCAAAAGGGCCACGCGCUCAACUCGCUGGUGCUGGCCGGCGCACGCAUCUCCCUGUCCGAGCACGGCCGCAUCGUCUGCUCGUUCCAGGUGCCGCCGCCGCUCACCGACUCGGACGGGACGUGGCACGCGGGGGCGCUGGCGGCGGCGGUGGACAACAUGUGCUCGGCGGUGGUCUUCACGGUGGUGGGCGCGCCCACGGCCACCGUCCACUAUGGCUUGUCCUACUUCUCGCCAGUCGCGUGCAACGAGGAGGUUCAGUUGGACGGGCGGGUGGUGGGCCGGAAGGGGAAGCUGGCGGCCGCCGUGGUGCAGGUGCGGAAGAUGGGAUCCGGCGAGCUGGUGGCAGUAGGCAGGCAGUGGAUGACUCCUGCGUGGCCAACGAAGAGUAACAAAAGUAGGAGCAAGCUCUGACACAAGUUAAAAUUGUUGAAGCCCAUCGACUAGGCAUAGGCAUAGAUAUAGAUCCAAUGUAACCCUUGUACUCACCUAAUCCCGAGCCUGUCGAGCUCCCAGCGCCGGCCAUCGAUGCGUUGGAGUCGUCGGUGACGUGAAGGAAGGAUGUAGACGAAGACGGUGUUUCCCGUGA